UUGAAAAUUGCAGUUAUCCAGGGCUGCCUCCAAAAAAAUGGCUCUUGGGGCUCAUGUGUUCUCAUCUCAUUAGAAAAAGGUGGAAGGAAGCAUGUAACCCAUUACCUCUGAGCUCUGGCCAGUUACUAAUCUCUUCCACACCUUCCUCAUACUCCCUGAUCUGCUCCACCAUCCAGCAAGCUCUAUUUCACUCUUUCCAUCCUCAUCCUCCCCCUUCCCUGAGCACUCUCCAAGCAGUUCCUUUAACCCAUCCUCCUCUAACCCACUCAUCCCUGCACCUUCUCUGAUAACUCCUGUGAGACUUGACUGCAGCUUCUCUUUCAUUUUCUCAUUUAUUCCCUUUUCGUUUAUUCCCUACUGGCCAGAAGACCAGGUUCUCAGCCCCUCCCAGCCCUCCACGUUCUGCUUGUGAGUCUCAGGAUCUUUUGGGAACGCAAAGCUUGGGAGAAAGGGCAUUGUCAGGGCAGCGCCUAUACCAGGACUUUGCUUUCCUAAUAGGCAUGUGCACAUAUUUUGCACAUGAUCAUACAUUUUAAGGCAGGAAGAUUUUUUCUGUGACACAGGGGCUCAGCACCAGGCGCCACACAGCAACAGCAUCACCAAUGAAACUGCUGCCAUUCCUAGUUUUGGUUUCCAGUCUGCUGGACUAUGGCUAUACUACAGGAAGCUGCAACAUGACAUGCCACAAAGAUGCACGGUGUGAAGUUCAGGGUGGGACACAAGGCUGCUAUUGCUCCCAAGGAUACACGGGAAAUGGCAUUACCUUCUGUUACGAUGAUAAUGAAUGUGAAAAUGCUACUCAGCCUUGUGGAGAGCAUGCCAAUUGCACAAACACUGUGGGAAGUUAUUUCUGCAUGUGUGCACCUGGUUUCAAAUCCAGCAAUGGUCAAAAAACUUUUGUACCUAAUGAUGGAACCUCCUGUGUAGAUGUAGACGAGUGCAGCAAUGAAGGAACUGUUGCCUGUGGAGAUCAUGCAAAAUGUGAAAACGUGGAUGGAGGGUUUAACUGCUCCUGUAAGGAAGGUUAUCAACCAUCCACAGGAAAAUUGCAGUUUAAGCCAAAUGAUGGCACUUCCUGCCAAGAAAAUCCAGAGGCCAAGUGUGAGUUAUACAAAGACUGUGUAACAGAACAUGUUAAUAAAACUUUAGCAGAAAUUAGACGUUUAAAAACACCCCUGGAGAUGCUGCAAGAAAUUAAUAGGAAUACUCUGGGACCACUUUUGCCUGUAGAUGUGAUUUCAUAUGUUGAAGCAUUAUCUUAUUCAUCACUCAAUACCAUGCAGUACUCAGUUCCUGACAAUGAAGCGCUCCGUAACACAACCAUUAACGUUUUGGUUAACACUGUGAACAAUUUUUUACAAAAAGAUAAAAUCACCAUCUGGGAAGAGCUUCCUGUUGAUAACCAAAGACAGAGCCUGACUAAGUUGCUGCAUACUGCAGAACAAGCAACACUUCUCGUGCUGCAAAACUUCAAAAAGACGACACAGCUAGAUGCUAAUGCAAGUGACAUAGCACUCAAGGUUUUUGUUUUUGAUUCUCACCACGUGAAACACAUUCACCCACAUGUAUACGCAGAAGGAGACUACAUAAAGAUCUCCCCAAAGAAGAAGGAAGAAUAUCAAUCCAACGGCACUGUUGCAGUUGUCUUUCUGCGGUAUAGCAAUAUUGGUUCUUUGCUUUCAUCGCCUAAAAACCGCUCCUCGAAAGAUAGUUCUGAGCAGAGACAGACAGUAAGCUCAUCAGUUAUAGCUGUUGCAAUUAGCUCAAAUCCACCUACGCUGUAUGAGCUCGAGAAAAUAACAUUUACAUUAAAGUACACCAAGACUGCAGAUAAAGAUAUUAAAUGUGCAUUUUGGAACUACUCAGCUGACACAAUGAAUGGCAACUGGGCUACAGAAGGCUGUGAGCUGACGCAUUCUAAUUCCACUCAUAUCUCAUGCAAAUGUAAUCAUCUGACUCAUUUUGCUGUUUUGAUGUCCUCAGGUGGCUCUGUUGGUGUUACAAAUUAUAACAUUCUUACAAGAAUCACUCAGCUAGGAAUAAUUAUUUCGUUGAUUUGCCUCUCCAUGUGCAUUUUUACAUUCUGGUUCUUCAGUGAAAUUCAAAGCACUAGAACAACAAUUCACAAAAACCUCUGCUGCAGCCUUUUCCUGGCAGAACUUAUUUUCCUGAUUGGAAUUAAUAUGAACAAUAAUAAGCUCGUCUGUUCAAUUACUGCUGGAUUACUCCAUUAUUUCCUUCUAGCUGCAUUUGCAUGGAUGUGCAUUGAAGGCAUUCACCUCUACCUUAUAGUUGUGGGAGUCAUCUAUAACAAGGGUUUCUUGCACAAGAAUUUCUAUGUCUUUGGCUAUGUAAGUCCAGCUGUGGUAGUUGGCAUCUCUGCUGCACUGGGAUACAAGUACUACGGCACCACAGAAGUAUGUUGGCUCAGCACAAAGAAUAACUUUAUAUGGAGUUUUAUAGGACCAGCAUGCCUAAUAAUUCUUGUUAAUUUGCUGGCUUUCGGAGUGAUUAUUUAUAAAGUAUUUCGACACACUGCAAUGUUAAAGCCAGAAGUUAGUUGUUAUGAAAAUAUAAGGUCCUGUGCCCGAGGUGCUCUCGCUCUCCUGUUCCUCCUUGGGGCUACCUGGAUCUUUGGGGUCCUCCAUGUCGUCCAGGGCUCCGUGGUUACAGCCUAUCUGUUUACAAUCUUCAAUGCAUUUCAGGGGAUGUUCAUCUUCAUCUUUCUUUGUGUGCUGUCCAGAAAGAUUCAAGAAGAGUAUUAUAGGUUGUUCAAAAAUGUUCCUUGUUGUUUCGGCUGCUUAAGAUAAAUAGAAGGAAAAUCUGCAUGAGCAUCUUGGUGGAAAAGGGGAGCAACCUAGAUCAUGUCAUUAUGGAUAUUACAGGAAAAAGCGGUAUUGUACAAGCAUGAAAUGACCCAGAGCAGGCAUAUUUCUUAAGUGAUUUACUGACUGUUUUUGUACAUAUGUGUGCAUUCAGGCAAAGCAUUUAUAUUAUGCUGUAUACAAACAGUAUAUGAAACAAACUGGAUUGUCACAGAAUAUAUAUUAACAAAGACCAAGGAAUAAGAAAAUUUCAAAACCAGCUCAGGACUUUUCAUGACUUAGGUUUUGUUUCUGGUAUUGGAAAUAUCUUCAGCUCUUGGAAGAGAAAUAUCAAGAACCAGCUAGCACAGCAGAUUUUAUUAAUUACUUGAUAGUGGAAUCAUACUCAUUGUCUGUCUGUAGUAAUGAGCUUCUUACAUUCAGUUGUGUAUGACCAUCUGCAGUGAAUGGGUUCUAUUAAAAAGUCAAUAGAUAAAGAUCUGCUUCAGCACAGACUUUUGAAAACAUUUCUUUUAAUUUAAAGUAGAUUUAAAAAGGAAUUUGUUUAAUAUUAUUCUCUUAUCACUCUGAAAUAUAUAUCUGUAUAUUAAUCAAUUCUUUAUUUUUAUAACUUUCAAAGAAUAGUUUAGAUCUAAAGGAACUGAGGUCAGAUCUGAUGCAAGAAUGGUAUCAGUAUGGAACAGCCAUUUCAUAAGUGAAAGUUUAUUUUGUGAAUACUUUGAAAAAGAUCUGGUUCUUGUUUUAUUUAAUUGCCAAAAAGACUGAGAUCUGCUAAACUGGCACUAUGAUCUGGGAGGCACUGGGAAGGAAAUACUUUAUGAAGUUUGUCACUUGGUAAGGACACGUGGAAUCCAAACCACAUAGGAUCAAAUGGAGGAUCAACUGAAAACUAGAGUGGUAGAAUUCACCUGUGCAGAAAAGUACAGAUUUAAAUUCAAGAUCAUGUGCCUCCAUGAAAUUGUAAUUACAGCAGUUUUCUCUAUUUGUAGCACCCUUGAGUCAACCAUUUCUCUUCCUCCAAUGCUCCUGAAUUUAGAACAUUUGUCCUGUGUUUAUCCUUUAGAGCAUACACAGAUCUGCUGAAAUCAGAGAGAAUUUGUUGUGGUGCAAGCUUUGCUGCAUCAGGGCAUAGAUGUGUUACAUCAGCAUCUCCAGCUGUGCCAUCAUGCUCAUGUUCUUUUUUAAAGUAUGCUUUAAUUUCAUCCUUUUAGCACCUAGUUAAUGUGAAGCACUGAGCCUCAUUCCACGUUGCCUUCUAAGGAAGUGUCUAGGAUCUCAGAAGAAGCCAUUUAUUUUUACCAGUCAGACACUGUAAAUAUGUAGUUGUUAAUAAAUCCCACUGUUGUUUUGUCUGUUAAAAUAAAGUACACUCUGAAUUUUAUUUAUAUUAAAGGAAUUCCUUUUUUACUAACGGUCAGAUUUGUUUGGAUUUUAUCUUUUUUUCCAUAUACACAAGGCUUUCAUUUUAUGUACAGCAAUGAUGUGCUUUAUUAUGUAUAUUCCAUGUCUCUGUCAAAAUUUUGGAAACCUCAAGAGGAAUCUCUUCUUUUCUGGAAAAAAAAAAAGUAUUUCAGAUGGUCCUUUGAAUGUAAAAUAUGUGAAUAAACUGAAAUGCUUAGCUUUCACAUUUUAACAUAUUUCCCUUCAUUUAAAUAAAUACAGUGGAAAAGUUCUCAUGGUUAUAUAUUAUUUGCCCUGAAUUAUUCGCUGUAUUUCCUUUGCUGCUCUGUAUGUUCCCCCAGGUUUGCAAAAAUGCAAAUAUUACUCAGCAGAGUCUUUUUAGAAGGAUAUCUAUUAAUG
Phasianus colchicus (ring-necked pheasant) is the source of this 4625-nucleotide messenger RNA. Lineage: Eukaryota; Metazoa; Chordata; Aves; Galliformes; Phasianidae. The record is from RefSeq and is a predicted model, not a curated record.